This is a messenger RNA of Arachis stenosperma, 1155 nucleotides long. RefSeq lists its product as uncharacterized. Bases 220 to 738 code for a protein of 172 amino acids. The record is from RefSeq and is a predicted model, not a curated record. Lineage: Eukaryota; Viridiplantae; Streptophyta; Magnoliopsida; Fabales; Fabaceae. The transcript has 5 exons.
GAAAGAAAAGGCAAUAGAAAAUAGAUGCGAUGAUUAAUCCCAAAUCCGAAUGAAAUUAAUUGGUGGAAGGAGGAAGGUCUCCAUCUGGCAUUAUUCCGACACGGCGCAGCACUACACUUAACUUCGAACCAACUCUCUCUGUACAGACUGAAGGAAUCAAUCUUCAACUCAAUAAUAAUUAUUCGAAAUCGACAAGGAAAGCAAACUGAACUGAAAACGAUGGACAAAGUCAUGACAUUGUCCGAUGCGGCGGGCUUGGGCCGACGGGCCGGUCCACGUUCUCCUUCCUCGUCUUCCAUCCUGCCCUACAACCUCCCCCUUCUCGCCGCCCUCCUCGCCUGCGCCCUCGCCCAGUUCCUCAAGAUCUUCACCACCUGGUACAAGGAAAAGAGAUGGGAUACUAAAAGGAUGCUUGAUUCUGGUGGAAUGCCUUCAUCGCAUUCUGCAGCGGUAUCAGCACUAGCAGUGGCUAUAGGUCUCCAAGAAGGAACAGGGUCAUCCGCAUUUGCAAUUGCUGUCGUCUUGUCAUGUAUUGUAAUGUAUGAUGCCUCAGGAGUUAGACUUCAUGCAGGUCGGCAGGCAGAAUUGCUGAAUCAAAUUGUGUGUGAGCUACCACCAGAACAUCCUUUAUCCAGUUGCAGACCUCUGCGUGAUUCACUUGGCCAUACUCCACUUCAGGUUUUUGUCGGUAGCAUAUUGGGAUGCAUAAUAGCAUUUUUGAUGAGAGGCCCCCAUUAAUAUUCUGUGUGAUGAUGAUCGAUACUAAUUCAUUUGCCCAAUCACAAGUGUUACUUCAUAGCCAACACAAAAUCAUCGUCCAAAGGGCAUGAAAGCCUGCUGUUGUUCCAAGCUUCUUUAGGGUAAACUGGUUCUGAUGGUUCACGUCGGGUGUUGAGAGAUCCAGCUUCCUGAUUUUUUGGACGUUCCAACUUCUCUUGUAUGCGUUAAUUAGUUCAUCCUUUAAGUGUUAACUAUUGCAGUAUAGGUUAAUUUUUAUUGAACACCAUUUGAUAUAAACUAUGGUCUUUCCAUUGUGAAAUUCACAAGCUGUGGAGGUUGGUUUUUGUGUUUGACUAUAAAUGUAAAUCUAGUUUGUGAUAUAUGAUUAUGAGUUUGUCUAUAAUUGUGAAGUUUGUUUUAAUUAUAUAUAUGUAA